GCUUCUUCUUUGGUGUCUCCACAUGCCCCUCUUAAAGACACUGCCUUUCUGAGAUUUUUUGUAUUUACUUUCAUUAAAGAAAGAGCAAAGGUUUUUGGACUGUUAAGAACUUACGAAAAGCCCAAAAGUACUUUUCUUAUAGGGUUUUGUUUUUUCUGGUUAAAUUUCUUCUGGGUCCCGUGAUUUAUCGCAGCUUGGCUUGUAAAUUUGAUGACCCACUUCUAGUUUUUGUUCAUGGGUUUUCUGUAGCUGGUUGUUCUGUGAGCUCCGUGAAGAAGCAAUGUGGAAAAGGUAAUGCCUUUACAGUCCCAUUUGUAAUUUUUCAGCAGUUUCAGAUUCUGGGUUUUGCUUCAAGGAUUGAAUCUUUUUAUUGGGAUAGUUUUUACAGAGCCACAUUGUGCUAAAAAUGGAAUCCUUUGGUAGUAAAAUUUGUUAGGUCUCUAAUAGCGACUCAGUUUUUGCUGCUUAUUGUGUGAUUUACUGCUUUGAGCUGUGUAGUAUGAAGUUGGUAAAAUGACUUUUGUUGUUCCUUGAGGAGGAGAAUCUGGUCCUUUGAAGCUCUUCAAAGUUCAAAGGUUUGGCCUUUUUGUUAGGGAAAAAAGGGUUAUUGAUGAACGUUUGGGGGUUCUGGAUGCAUGUUUGAUUCCAACUGUGGUUGGAACAAGUCCGAAUAUUAGUUGAGUUUCUUUCACUCUGUGGAUUUGAGAGCUCAAAAGCCUCCACUUCUUCCCAACAUUGAGAGCUAUUUCUCGUUAUAUUCGAAAUCGAAAGUGCGGGUUCUGUGUUGUGCUGUAGUUGGUGUUGGAAUAUUGGUUUGGUUUUCUUGCUUGAAUUUGUUGGCUGUAGAGGCGUAAGGUUUACUGCUUGUUCUAACGUUGAGCUUUUAUUUCAACUGGGUGAAGUCAUUAAUAUAGAGAAAGUAUGCUCCGUCGGCUUUUUGUGGUGUCCCUUCUGUUUAUUUCUGCCAUGGGGCAGCUCCCUUCGCAGGAUAUUUUGGCGCUGCUCGAGUUCAAGAAGGGUGUCAAGCAUGACCCCACUGGCUAUGUCCUUAAUUCUUGGAAUGAUGAGUCCAUUGACUUUGAUGGUUGCCCAUCUUCUUGGAACGGUGUUGUGUGUAAUGGCGGAAAUGUUGCUGGGGUUGUUCUUGAUAAUUUGAGUCUCUCUGCGGAUGUGGACUUGAGUGUGUUUGCGAAUCUAACGAAGCUUGUGAGACUUUCCAUGGCCAACAACUCGAUAAUGGGAAAGUUUCCCGACAACAUAGCUGACUUCAAAAGCCUUGAGUUCCUUGACCUGUCCAACAAUUUAUUUUCUUCACCUUUACCACCUGGGAUUGGUAGGUUAGGGAGCUUGAGGAAUCUCUCACUAGGUGGCAACAACUUCUCGGGUUCUAUUCCAGAUUCAAUUUCAGGGCUUUCCUCAGUCCAGUUAUUGGACUUGAGUCGAAACUCCUUGUCCGGGCCCCUGCCGGCAUCAUUGACAGAGCUGCCUAAACUGGUACAUCUAAAUUUGUCUUUAAAUGGCUUUACCAAGAAAAUACCUAAGGGGUUUGAGUUAAUUUCAAGUCUCGAUGUGCUUGACUUGCAUGGGAACAUGCUCGAUGGGCAUAUCAAUCUGGAGUUUUUGAUGCUAUCUGAGGUCACUCAUGUUGAUUUGAGUGGCAAUAUGUUUGUUAGUUCCAGUUCACAACAGCAGAAGUUUCUACCCCGCCUUUCUGAGACUAUUAAGUACUUGAAUCUUAGCCACAACCAGCUCACUGGGUCACUGGUAAGCGGUGGUGAGCUACAGAUGUUUGAAAACCUGAAGGUGUUGGAUCUCAGCUACAACCAGCUGUCAGGGGAUUUGCCAGGCUUUAAUUUUGCCUAUGAUCUCCAAGUACUCAAACUCAGCAACAACAGAUUUACCGGAGAUAUUCCUAAUGGUCUAUUAAAAGGAGAUUCUCUUGUUGUAACUGAACUAGAUUUGAGUGGCAACAAUCUCACAGGACCAAUAGAUAUGAUCACAUCGACCAAUCUGCGCUUCCUCAAUCUGUCCUCAAAUGGGCUUACUGGUGAGUUACCGUUGCUGACUGGAAGUUGUGCUGUACUUGAUCUAUCGAAUAACAAAUUCGAAGGAAACUUAACCAGGAUGGUGAAAUGGGGAAACAUAGAAUAUCUCGAUCUGAGUCAAAAUCAUUUUACAGGACCCAUCCCUGAUGUAACCCCACAGUUUUUGCGUUUAAAUUAUCUUAACCUCUCCCAUAACACUCUUAGUAGUUCUAUAGCAAGUGUUAUAACACAAUAUCCAAAGAUUAGUGUCCUUGAUCUCAGUUCCAAUCAGCUUGAUGGAACGGUUCUAGCUGAAUUGCUAACAAUGCCCACUUUGCAAGAACUGCACCUUCGUGAUAAUUUACUCACCGGCUCGAUUAACAUCUCAUCUCCUUUGCCCAGUGAGUCAAAUCUUCAAGUUGUUGAUCUUUCCCAGAACCAUCUUAGUGGCUAUUUUCCUGAUCAUUUUGGUUCAUUGAAGGGGCUUAAAAUGUUCAAUAUUGCUAGAAAUAAUUUUUCUGGCUCUCUUCCAACUUCUGUCACCAACAUCAGCACUUUAAGCUCAUUAGACAUUUCCCAAAAUCAUUUUACAGGUCCUUUGCCAAACAACUUGCCUACUAGUCUUGAAAGCUUUAAUGCCUCAUACAAUGAUCUUUCUGGGAAUGUCCCGGAAAAUCUGAGAAAGUUUCCAAAAUCUUCCUUCUAUCCAGGGAAUGCACGUUUGCUUUUUCCAAAUGGUCCUCCGGGAUCAAACAGUUCUGGAAAUGAAAAUUCAAAGAGGAGACCAAUCAGUACAAUGGUCAAGGUAAUCAUUAUAGUUUCAUGUGUGGUAGCUGUCUUCAUUCUUCUUCUGCUUGCUAUCUUCGUACACUACAUCCGCAUGUCAAGAAGAAUCCCAUCAGAGCAUACCACAAGCAAAGACAUCCACAGUCGCACUCAACCAAACCAAUCUGGUGUUCGUGGAACAGGCACUGGUGGUGCUUUGGUCGUUUCAACUGCGGAUCUCAUGGCUUCACAAAAAGGAUCAUCAUCCGAAAUUGUCAGCCCCGAUAAAAAAGUUGCAGCUGUAGCUGGUUUCUCCCCUUCAAAGCACAGCCAUUUCUCUUGGUCCCCAGACUCUGGAGAGUCAGUCACUACUGAAAACCUUGCAAGACUGGAUGUGAGGUCACCGGAUAAAUUGGUUGGUGAGCUGCAUUUUCUUGAUGAUACAAUUGCAUUAACCCCGGAGGAGCUGUCAAGGGCACCUGCUGAAGUUCUAGGAAGAAGUAGCCAUGGGACUUCUUACAGGGCAACACUUGAUAAUGGGUUGUUCUUGACGGUUAAGUGGUUGAGAGAAGGGGUGGCGAAACAGAAAAAGGAGUUUGCCAAGGAGGCUAAAAAGUUUGCGAACAUGAGGCAUCCAAAUGUUGUAGGUUUGAGAGGGUACUACUGGGGCCCCACACAGCAUGAGAAGCUCAUUCUUUCCGAUUAUAUCUCACCGGGAAGUCUUGCAAGCUUUCUUUACGAUCGACCAGGAAGAAAAGAUCCACCAUUGACCUGGGCCCAAAGGCUCAAAAUUGCAGUUGACGUUGCACGUGGCCUGAACUAUCUCCAUUUUGACCGUGCUGUUCCACACGGUAACCUCAAAGCAUCAAAUAUUUUGUUGGACGGGCCAGACCUGAAUGCCCGUGUUGCUGAUUACUGCCUCCACCGCCUCAUGACACAAGCUGGCACCAUCGAACAGAUUCUCGAUGCUGGUGUCUUGGGUUACCGUGCACCAGAGUUGGCUGCUUCCAAGAAGCCUCUUCCCUCCUUCAAGUCAGAUAUUUACGCCUUUGGAGUGAUAAUGCUGGAACUCCUAACUGGAAGGUGUGCGGGCGAUGUGAUUUCAGGUGAAGGAAAUGUUGAUUUGACAGAUUGGGUUCAGCUGAGGGUAGCAGAAGGGCGCGGCUCUGAAUGUUUUGACGCUGCAUUGGUGCCGGAAAUGGGAGUGCCAGCAGCAGAGAAGGGAACGAAGGAGGUCCUUGGAAUAGCGUUACGAUGUUUAAGAACUGUUGGGAGAAGGCCAGGUAUUAAGAACAUAUAUGAGGAUCUCUCCUCCAUAUAGUUUUAAGUUAGGGGUUGAUUUAGCUUAUUUGAACUUGUUCCUUUUUGUGGGAGGGGAAGUUUAAUAUCUCAUUGGCCUCCCUUUUUGUAUCUCGUUUGGUUUUUCUAGUGUGAUCAGCUGAUUGAAUUAACCAUUGUGGAAAAUUGGAAACGGACUAGAUUUCAAGGGAUGCACUUUUUUGUUUA
Pyrus x bretschneideri (Chinese white pear) is the source of this 4295-nucleotide messenger RNA. Its product is annotated as LRR receptor-like serine/threonine-protein kinase GHR1. The record is from RefSeq and is a predicted model, not a curated record. Gene Ontology annotation, biological process: protein phosphorylation. Lineage: Eukaryota; Viridiplantae; Streptophyta; Magnoliopsida; Rosales; Rosaceae. Gene Ontology annotation, molecular function: ATP binding; protein kinase activity; protein binding.